Cydia strobilella is the source of this 3950-nucleotide messenger RNA. It is a transcript of the gene Ccm3, whose product is annotated as programmed cell death protein 10. Bases 187 to 816 code for a protein of 209 amino acids. Gene Ontology annotation, cellular component: FAR/SIP/STRIPAK complex. Gene Ontology annotation, molecular function: protein kinase binding. The transcript is spliced from 5 exons. Lineage: Eukaryota; Metazoa; Arthropoda; Insecta; Lepidoptera; Tortricidae. The record is from RefSeq and is a predicted model, not a curated record. Gene Ontology annotation, biological process: regulation of Golgi organization; positive regulation of MAP kinase activity.
AAAUCAAAUAGUUGUGAUUGUGAAAUAAUCAAGUUAUGUAUGUGUGAUGUGGUGUGAAGCUAAUUCUAUUGUUUAUUGUACUUUCUAUUUGUGUCCUGUUUUUGCAUAUUGCUAAUUAUCUGGCCAACGAGUUCUGCAAAAAGCACUGUUGUACUCGCCCAUCUUAAAUCCCUAAACUUUGCCACAAUGACAAUGGGCGAUGAACUGCCUGUCACUUCUUUGGUUUUGCCCGUUCUUAUUCGUCCUGUGUUAACUCAGUUGGAGAAAUAUGAUUUGGGCGCGUCGCAGACAUUACGAGCAGCCCUUACCAAAGCGGAGGCUGCUGUGCCAGGGCUUAAUUAUGAUUUGGUGGCCGGGAUAAUGCGAAGAGCUGAUAUACCUGUCAAUAUGAACGAGAGUUUACUGCGUUUGCAGGGGGCUCUUACAGAAUCAGAAUGUGCUGAUCUAAGGCUGAACAGGUCUGAGGAGGCAUUCCAAGAAUUAAACAAGAAAUCUACUGCAUUGAAGAAAAUUUUGAGCCGCAUUCCUGAUGAAAUAACAGACAGAAAGACAUUCCUGGAAACUAUUAAGGAGAUUGCAUCAGCUAUCAAGAAGCUGCUGGAUGCUGUCAAUGAGGUGUCUCAAUAUACCCCCGGUCCCGGCAAACAAGUGCUAGAACAAAGGAAAAGGGAAUUUGUCAAAUACUCUAAAAGGUUUUCAAACACAUUGAAGGAGUACUUCAAGGAAGGACAGGCCAAUGCUGUGUUCGUGAGUGCUCUUUAUUUGAUCCACCAAACGAAUCAAAUCUUAUAUACCGUAAAAAAUAAGUCUGAAUAACUUUAUCACUUCUGUAAUAGACUAAUUUGUCUUAAUUUUUCCCGUUCAAGUGUAUUAGUUACAUAUGAAAUAAACAUGGAUAUGGGGUUAAAUACCUAGUUAAUCAAAAGUUUUAUAAAAGUAUAAGUAUAGGAUUUUAGUUUUCGUGUGCAGUCUUAACAUAAAAUAAUAAUUUUACACGUAGGGUUGAUAACAUCAGUCGCCAAAAAUUGUAGAUUGAGUCUUUGAAGUUCUUAAGACAUGGGCAGUAUAGAGCUGGUCAUUGACAGCCAACUUAAUGAAUAUCAUAACACUGUCCCUAGCUUUUACAAUAAUGUUGUGGAAUACAUUUUGGGAGAGUAGGAACACUCAAAUAAUUUUGCCAUAUUAACAUUGAUUGGGAGAUUUGGGAAUUUGAACAUGUUAAAUGGAUAUCUAUUACAAAAAAAUUAUUAUCGAUUGCUAAAACUUAAAUUAUAUUAGGCGACGUCUGAUGGUUAUCAGGUAUUAGUAAAUCGCAAUUUAAAAAUUCUUACAGUUUUUCAUCUUUGUAGGAUAUGUCUACAGUAGGUAUGUGUACCCUAAUGACGUAAAUUCAUAGUUAUUUUUAGAUAUUGGACUAUUUACAUUCGGUUCUUGUUUCAGUAAAAUCAAAGAGGAUAUAAUAUUAUAUAUUAUACAUAGAGCGGUACAGUCCGUUAACUCUCAGAAUGACAUUCGUUUUUCGGGUAAAAUCGGACGUAAUUUUUAUUUUAUAUUUAUUUAUUUAAGGUUUACCAACAAUUGUUGACAUCGAUACAUUAAUAAUGUACUAAGCUAAAACAUGUAAGGAGUGGUGUCACAAUUACUUACAGGUAAACACCGCAUGCAUAACAAAUAUAAGUAAACAACUAUAGUAAUACCUAAAUUUAAACUUAUUUUCUAAUUAUUUAUGUUUCUAAUUAUUUGUGUUUUAAGAAAUAUUUUCGGACAGAUGUUAUAAAUUUAUUUAGUGGGUCACAGUGCAUAUCCGCCUUGUCACAGCAACCAUUAGCAAUUUUACAUAACCUGCAUACUGGAGAGUUAGUGCCUGAAACUGUUCUUCUAAGCGGGGCGUAAAGAGGGGUGAUAGCGUUACGGGGGAAACGAGAUGGAGCACGAAAGUUCAACAACGUCAGCAGUUGCGGACAAUCUAUUUUGUGGUUCACUAACUUGUACAAAAAAGUUGCAUCUAAGAGCGUCCGUCGGUCUUCUAGGGAAUCCAUCUUGAAAUAUUGCAGUUUCCUUUGAUAGGAUAUUGAUCUUUUAGCCAUAACACGUGCCUGAAAAGCUAAGUGACGAGUGAACCUUUUUUGAAUACGCUCUAACCGCAAUGAGUGAGUAGCAUAAUCGAAUCGCGUAAUAGAGAAUGACAGUGUCUUACUACACUAGACUAAUAUUGACCGGGAUAUAGACCGUGAUUACCUUUUGUAUUAUUUGUGAGCUCCCGAUAUGAUAUUUGGACGCAGUUACAUGCAUCAUGUUGACGGGUGGGGUGGGGUAUAUCCCGGUCAAUAUAAGUCUAGUGAAACUAACCGUGAAUCAUUCAAAACUCUAAUGACAUGACAGUGUCUUACUGUUUACUUGCAAUCCAAAACCCAAAGAGUGCAGUCGUCUUUUCAGCCUUAAACUAUAUAGAGUAGUAAAUAACUUAAUUUAAUGGGGACAUCUCAAAAAGAGUAUUUCUGUAAAUGGUCAAUCACGAGAAAUCAUAUAUUAAAGUAUAUAAAUAUUUUUGAAAAGAAGCCGUUUAAGAAAAGUGAUAAUUGUAAAUAUUUUAAUACAAUUCAAGACCGGAUGAUAGAAGUAACAGGAAUUUCAAAAAAUACAUUAAUAAAAAUAUUAAGCGAAGCCGACCAAAAGCCUCCAUCCAUGCCCAUUGAAACGCCAAAGAAAAGGAGACCGAAAAAGGACUUUGUGUUCAAUCUGGAUAGUUUUGAUUACAUGAUUUCCAUAAUAGAUUCAAAGAUCUCCCGAAUUUGAAAAAUUGUAUAAUCUUACCAUAUGAAUUGAAAUAUGUGACUGGUAUUAACAACUCUAUAUAAUUUCCGCCAAAAGUAGUAAAUGACGGUGUGACGUUCUGUUUUCAAAUUACCUCGCGACGAAUUUCAAAUUCUUAUUCUAUUUUAUUUAGAUUAUGACAAAAGGUCAAAUCGCAAUAUAGUCAUCAACCGAAUAUUAAGCAUAACGUCAUUAAAUUAGGGCUUAUUGAGACAAUAGGUAUCCUUAACUUUUUGCGGUAAGUUUAAAACUUUUUGUGACUUAAUAAGAAAACAGAACAGCAGUAUCACCUUCGCGUGUUACCGCCGAUACCCGAUGUAUCUUUCUAAAAUCCGAAGGUCAUUCUGAGAGUUAACGUACUAUACUGUCAUAGUAAAUUUUGUAACCACAGUAAAUUCACUGCCAUCUAUCGACAAACUUUAAAACUAAAAAUGAAAAUCUAUAAAAAUACUAAAAAAGUAUUUAAAUAUGGAUAAAUGUUUUUUUUUAUUUGCAUUAAUUAUUUUUAUUAUUUUGACCCAUGUUCUUUCACUGAUAUGCGUUAAAAUUGUUAAAUAACAAACGAAACCGUCAACGCCCUCUAUUCGAGAGUAGGCCAAAGGUAGUGGCGCCAUCUGAUCGAGAAUCAAAUUUUCGUGAUUUUCGAGGCACGUUUUUUCCUUAGACUGUAUACAUCUAUUACGGAGUUAUAUCUAUCUUUGGUGGAAGUAACCGAAAUAGGCUUUUCUUUGGUAAAAUGCAUACACUAUUAUAUUAUAAUUAUGUAAUACAAUAAUAAUAUGAUGUAUAUUUAUAGAUGCAGUCUGUAAUUAUUAUUUAAAUAAUGCAUAGGUAGGUACAGUUGAAGUAUUUACUUGUGUUUUAAAAUUGUACCUACGAAUCACAAUUUACAAUCGCAUUAUUAUUAUUCAAAUAUCACACUAUAUGUAUACAUAAAUACCGAUCGUGACUGUACAUCGUGUAGACUGUAGCCACUAGCCACUACUCUACAUAACCUAUGACUGUUGUACUUUUACCCUAGUAUUAUAGAUAUAGAUAUAAAACUUAACGUGUAAAACGUGUUUAUGCAAUUAAUGUUGUUAUAUUAAUUUGCACUGUUCUGGAGAUAAUACCCAACUAAUAGAGAAAUAUUUUUA